Molecule: messenger RNA, 511 nt
Organism: Racocetra fulgida
Lineage: Eukaryota; Fungi; Glomeromycota; Glomeromycetes; Diversisporales; Gigasporaceae
Source: the annotation of a GenBank genome assembly
AAUCCUCUAAUUAUAAUAUCUCAUCUGAAUCUUUACUUAACUCAGGAUUCCCUUAUUAUAUUUCACCUGAACCUUAUAACUUUCAAGAUAAUGACUAUAACACUCUAAUGGACGAUGUAGAUGCUGAUGAUGAAUCAUUUGAAUAUUAUAGCGUUUGUGACAAUAAUAUGGUUAACGAAGCUCUAACAGAGGAGAAUAACGAAACUCUAACAGAAGAAAAUAACAAGGCUCAACCAGAAAUUCAUAGUGAUGAUGAUCAGCAAAGUGAUGAUGAAUUAAAUGAUAGUGAAUGUGAAGAGCAAAUGAAACCAUUAGUAUUGAAUCAAGAGUUGAAAUUUGAGACAUGGAAAAUUGCCGAGGCAUAUCUUGAUGAUUAUGCUAAGCAGCAAGAUCUAGUCGAUAAUACUAUUACAAGACGUUGGAUAUAUGAAUGCUCGUAUUCUCACGUGCAUCAAUCUCAAAAGGUCAUUUUAGAAGAGGACAGAAGAGAAAGAGAUUCAAAAAUGAUAGG